Messenger RNA from Labrus mixtus (cuckoo wrasse), 2442 nucleotides. RefSeq names its product doublecortin-like kinase 3 (gene dclk3). Gene Ontology annotation, biological process: intracellular signal transduction; protein phosphorylation. The coding region runs from base 148 to 2442 and encodes 764 amino acids. The transcript is spliced from 8 exons. NCBI's taxonomy places the organism in Eukaryota, Metazoa, Chordata, Actinopteri, Labriformes, Labridae. Gene Ontology annotation, molecular function: protein kinase activity; ATP binding. The record is from RefSeq and is a predicted model, not a curated record.
CAUCUAACAGCUCAUCCCGUUACUUUUUCUGGAUGCUAACGGCCCGGGAUAUGACCACAGCAACAAAUGGAGGAAAAACAGGGUGAUUAAAAAAAAGUUGAUGACCCUUUCACUCGACUUUUCUUUCAUACGUGGUUCUGGAAAGUCAUGACGCCAUCACAGAGAGCCCGGUAUGGAAGCGAUGCGCGUGACCUUAAAUGGAGAGUUGCAGAUCAUCCGGUUCCCUUGUUGAAGUGUGCAGGAGGUGGACCCCAACCAUGGCCCCUUCGUCCCCACCCUAAGGGACAGGUCCACAAGUCCAACUUCCCUCCUCCUCCUCCUAACCUUCACAUUUUCCACACUCGACAUGCAGAGGAGAGCGCUGAGAGGCCUCAUUUGAUCACUAUCGUCCGUCCUUGUGGUCAGAGUACACUACGCAAGGUGACAGUCCUGUUGAACCGCAGAGGUGUGGUGUCUUUCGAGCAACUGCUAUUGGAUAUCUCUGAAGCGUUGGGAUUUCCACGCUGGCACCGAGCCAGAGUCACACGCCUCUACACGACCCAUGCACGAGAGGUUAAAGGCGUGUGUGAUUUCUUCAGAGGUGAAGUGGCUUUCCUGGCACUGGGUAAAGCUCGUCCUGAUCUGAGCAGUGUGCAAGAGGCUCUUGAGGAGCUGUUUCCAGAACACUCUCAUUACCAGGCUGAUGCACUGCUGGCCUGGGAGAAAAGACUGCUCCCAGCGCCGGAUAAAGCGGCUAAGGCUGAUAGCGGCUUCAGUGAGGGGACGAACAGCAGCGAGACGCAAACUAAACAUGAAUCAGACCAGGACACAAAUACACACAUCAAAAUUCAAACUAAUGCACACACAAAAACACAGCCACCUCAACAUAUGGACACGCAUCUAUCUGAAAAGUGUCAGAAAAAGAAUUCCUGUCGAAAACCUGCUCACAAGCCAAACCACCUGCAGAGACUGAAGAUGAGGGGCGGAGUCAGGGAGAGACCACCUUCUGUCAUUGGUCCCUUUAAACAUGAGGAAAGUCAUAGAGGAGUAGACAUACCCUCUCCUGCACUGUGUGAAAACUGCUUUGCAAGAAGAACCAAACAUCAGGCAUCAGAGCGGCCCAUUACACUCUCAGUUAGGGUCCCACUUCCUCCUGUGUCAAGGAAGCAAAAAGAAGGUUUUCAGACAGUACAGGAAGGGCAAAAAGUGUAUGUUCAUAAAAGUCCUCCUCCUCAGCUAAUCUGCAAACAGGAGGAGACAAGAAUUCCCCAAUUACAGCUUUUAAAUCCACUUCCAGAUGUGGGACAAAAAUGCAUUCAGCAGCAGACGACCCUUGACCUUCCCUCGGAUGGCAGUGAUGUCACCCUAGCAGACAUUGAACGCUACUAUGAAAUAGGACGUGUGGUUGGAGAUGGCAACUUUGCAGUGGUGCGAGAAUGCCGCCGUCGUGACAACGGGCAAACCCUCGCCAUGAAGAUCGUCGAACGAUCCAAGCUGAUUGGUCGAGAGCACAUGAUGCAGAACGAGCUGAGUCUCCUGGGAAGCCUGUGUCACCCUCGCAUAGUACGGCUGUUUGUGCACCACCACACACACACUCACUCCUACCUGGUGAUGGAGCUGGUGAGUGGGGGGGAUCUGUUUGAGGCCAUCAGUGAGAGAGGGAAGUUUUCAGAAGAAGAGGCAGGACUGAUGGUGUCAGACGUGAGUGAUGCACUGAACUUCAUCCACAGCAAAAGUAUUGUCCACCGAGACCUCAAACCAGAGAACCUGCUGAUAGAGCGUGUAGCUGCUGACAUUUGCAGGCUGAAGCUGGGAGACUUUGGUCUUGCCAUGGUCGUCACUGAACCAGUCUUCACUAUAUGUGGUACUCCCACAUAUGUAGCCCCGGAGAUUCUCUGUGAGACAGGUUAUGGAGUUGCAGUGGAUGUUUGGGCUCUGGGUGUUAUUCUCUAUAUACUGCUGUGUGGAUUCCCUCCAUUUCGCAGUCGGGACCGAGACCAGGAAGAGCUGUUUCAGCUGAUAAAACAGGGACAACUCUACUUCCUAUCCCCCUACUGGGAUCCUAUUUCAGAAGAAGCCAGAGGCCUGGUCAGAGCUCUGCUUCAACCAGAUCCCACAGUGAGGCUGACAGCAAAGCAGACCGUGUUGCAUCCCUGGGUGAAGGCUAUGGCUUCAACCUGCAGGCAGGGGGCACUCACAGACAAAGCUCAGAGAAUUAAAGCAGCUACAGGAGCAGAACCAGAGACAGAGAAAACAACAGGACUCAGUAGCAGCAGUAUGGGAGAAAUCACUGAUGAGGGGAUAAGUGAGAGACAGAGUGAGAUGAACACAACUCUGAAACACCUGACUGGGGGCCGAGCAGACAGGAAAUACAGGAUCAAGAUCCCAGCGAAACCAGCCCGGGUGUUGAACUCAGUCAACUCAGUGCUCCAUCAGACCAAACUGAACCUCUGGCAGAGAUAA